Molecule: messenger RNA, 881 nt
Organism: Musa acuminata AAA Group (dessert banana)
Lineage: Eukaryota; Viridiplantae; Streptophyta; Magnoliopsida; Zingiberales; Musaceae
Product: cold-responsive protein kinase 1-like
Exons: 4
Coding region: 96-857 (253 amino acids)
Biological process (GO): protein phosphorylation
Molecular function (GO): ATP binding; protein serine/threonine kinase activity
Source: RefSeq, a predicted model, not a curated record
AGGGAACAUUAGAUGAUGGAAGAAUAAUUGCAGUGAAGCAGCUCUCGGUUGGCAAAUCUCAGCAAGGGGAGAGAGAGUUUCUUGCUGAGGUAAGGAUGUUAACCAGCAUCCAGCACAAGAAUCUUGUUCACCUGAUUGGAUGCUGCUCGGAAGGUGCAGAAAGGCUGCUGGUAUAUGAAUGCAUGACAAAUGGAAGCUUGAACAGCAUAUUCUCUGGAAAGAGUGAGACAUCUUUAAACUGGAAGACUAGAUUCCAGAUCAUUAUCGGGGUCGCUCGAGGAUUGCAGUACCUGCAUGAGGACUCAAACUUGAGGAUUGUUCAUAGAGAUAUCAAGGCCAGCAACAUCCUCCUUGAUGACAAAUUCCAACCUAAGAUCAGUGACUUUGGCCUGGCCAGGUUCUUCCCUGAAGACGAAGCAUAUCUCAGCACCAGAUUCGCAGGAACUCUAGGCUAUUCUGCACCUGAAUAUGCUUUGAGAGGAGAGUUGUCGGAAAAAGCUGACAUCUAUAGCUUUGGUGUUCUGGUGCUUGAGAUCAUUAGCUGCAGAAAGAACACAGAUCUUUCUCUUCCAAAUGAGAUGCAGUAUCUACCGGAAUAUGCAUGGAGGUUAUAUGAGAGAUCAAAGAUGACAGACCUUGUGGAUUCCAGGUUGUUAGAAGAAGGUGCCCUGGAAAAAGAUGUGCUACAAGUCUGCCAUGUUGCUUUGCUGUGCCUUCAGCCACAUCCAAGCUUGAGGCCUCCAAUGUCAGAAAUAGUUGCCAUGUUGACAUGCAGGACUCCACCAUCUUCAGCUCCAGUGAGACCUACAAUUUUGGAGAGAAAGAGUAGAUUUGGCAUAGGAAUUUCUCCAUCUUAGUUAGAAAUAAAGUCAACUCUAGAA